AUGAGCACAGGAAAUGAACAAGCAAAAAAAGUUUCUAAAACCAUUUCAAAAGGUGCACCAACAGAAAUCAAAAAAAUAACAAAAUCAAAUAAAUUAACAAAAGAUGAAAAACCAUUAUCACCUGUAUCAGAAACAUUAAAAUCAAAAAAAAAAGGAACCACAAAAACUACUACUACUACUACUACAACAACAACAACACCAACAGAAACAGAAACAAAAAUAACAAAAUCAAAUAAAUUAACAAAAGAUGAAAAACCAUUAUCACCUGCAUCAGAAGAUAUAGAUUUAGAUUCAUUAUUUGAUUUAAAAAAACAAAAAAGAAAAGAAAAUAAAGUUAUUAAACAACAAGAAUUAAAAGAAAAAGAAAUUGAGGAAGCAACCACAAAGAUUUCAAAGAAAAAGAAAAAUGUAGAUGAUAAAGAUGACUUUUUUGAUAGUAGAGGUGUUAAUUUCAAAGAAAGAAAAAUAAUAGAUGGUUUACCAGUUUUUAGUGAAGAAGAAUUAGGUUUAAAUAAACCAUAUGCUGAUGGUGAAACUUCUGAAUGUCCAUUUGAUUGUAAUUGUUGUUAUUAA
Molecule: messenger RNA, 573 nt
Organism: Dictyostelium discoideum AX4
Lineage: Eukaryota; Evosea; Eumycetozoa; Dictyosteliales; Dictyosteliaceae
Exons: 2
Coding region: 1-573 (190 amino acids)
Source: RefSeq, a predicted model, not a curated record